CUUCAGUUAUUCCAGUGGGGAAAACAUCGAAAAUAAUCGCAGCAAUCACCACGCGCUUACAGGAAAUUUACAGAGAAAACGUAUCUAAUUAUUCUGUAAGUUUACGAAAGCAAAAGGACCGUGUGAGGAAUACAAAAAUGGUGCAGACAUCUUCAGGAUUCGUUGGAUUCUUCAAAAACAUAUAUAACGAUGAAUACAAAUGGGCUCUGGUUAAAAGUGCAUCACUGUUCAUCGUGGGUGUGCGGUUUGCACAGGAAUGUGUUGGUUUGGAAUUGAUGCCAUCGGUGGCUCAUUGAAUAGUGACAACCCCCUAAUUAAUGUAACAAACGAAUAAAUCCGCGUUUUAAAAUGUA
Anopheles arabiensis is the source of this 353-nucleotide messenger RNA. RefSeq lists its product as uncharacterized. The coding region runs from base 138 to 296 and encodes 52 amino acids. NCBI's taxonomy places the organism in Eukaryota, Metazoa, Arthropoda, Insecta, Diptera, Culicidae. The transcript has 2 exons. The record is from RefSeq and is a predicted model, not a curated record.